AUGCCCAAGCACAAGGGCUACGCAUCAGACGACUCAGAGCCAGACACGUACAACCCUUACUCGGACGACGAGGCGCCGAGCGCGGGUCGAGGAGCAGGCCCUGAUGAGGAUCUCGAGUCGGGAUGGAGCGAUGGCGGCGCACCGAUGACGGCCCAGCAGCGGAAACGAGCGGCGAUGCACCCGCCCAUCUCGUCCAUCUGCGCCGCUCUCGGAGGGUUUGAAGAGUUCCUCGAUGAGAACGGACAGGUCUACACCGCGUACUCGCUCGGUGAUCAGGUCGUCGGAUGUCUGAAGGACUUGAAGCGGUUCUGGCGUAUGGACGAGAAGGACGACGACAGAACUGUUGCGCGCAUCUUUCACGAGAUUGGCGUACUCAAGACCGACUUGAUUCCCAUCCUCAAGACGACUCUGGGAUCAGGUGCGAAGGGAGACCGUAUCGCCCUCGCUUGCGUCGAGCUGAUCGGCGCCAUGACCUGGCCGAUCAACGUCGCGGAAGAACUUCGCGACGCCCAGCUGCUCGGGGAGCUGAAGCAGUCGCGCGACUUUACGACGCUCAUCGACGCUCAACGAGGCUACAAGGCGUCCAUCAUCAAGGAGGGAGUGCUGAGGCACAUGAUGAGCAUCUUGGCGGGCUCGUUGCAAAAGGGCAGGCGGGAUCGCACGCAGAAAGACGAGAACAUCAUCUCGCUCAUCCUCCAUGUCUUCCGCAACCUCGCCUACCUGACCGACCGCUCUACGCCCGCCUCUUCCGCCUCCGCCUCAGCAAUCGAGCAAUCCUCCCUCCAGUCCGACCUGAUCGCCUCCUUCUCGCGCGAAGGGAUCCUCGACCUCUUGCUCGCCAUGUCCGCGCACGCCGACUCGUCCGACUACGCGCCUUGGAACAUGGUCGUCCUGGAUAUCCUGCACCUCCUGUACAGGGGUGUGAGGGCGGACGAAUUGAUGGUUCCGGAGAAGGAGGUUGAGAACACGCGGCUGAGGGAGUUGCUUGAUCUGGAGCAAAAGCAGGGAGGGAGGGAGUUUGCGCUCAAGGGGUCGAGGCAUUCGAGGUUCGGCACGACCAUCGCGGUGCAGUCGAACGGCCGGAAGUAUAUCCUUCACAAGCAGUCGACGCUCUCGGAAGGUCCCUCGGCGACGCUGGACAAGAUCAAGCGCGCCAAGGCGAAGAAAGUCCGCAUCGAUGACGACCUUGCUCCGCCUGCGACGCAGCUUCGACCUGAAGCUGUGCGGAUCCUGUACGAGACGUCAAGGAAGUUUGUCGAGUCGGCCUUCAACCCCUUCUUCGCAUCGGUCCUGCGCGACAUCCGCAUGGAGCGCCUCAAAGUCCGCGAAUCCGACACCCUCCGCUUCCUCUACCUCUGCUCCUUCUUCCUCGAGUUCUUCCUCCUUCUCUACCGCGACGACGAGCGAAGAGGGAUCUCGCAUCUCGAUGAGGAGAACGGACAUGACUUUGGGCUUGUGGCGGAGUUGACGGAGCCGCAUGCGAUUGGGUUUGUCACGAAGCGGAUGAAGAAUGCGCUCGAGGAGAAGCCGCCGCUCUGGACCGACUUGCAUGCGGGCGUAGAAUGCUUUACGCAGAUCCUCCUCGUCAUCGAAGCCCUCCAAGCCUCCGGCAUCCCCGAGCACAUCGAUGUCGCCGAAAUCCUCCAGAACAAGCUCUACUACGAGGCCGAGACGCUCGAGAUGGUCGUCACGCUCAUCACGCGGUACAGCUCGCAAAGCUAUAAGUACCUCGACUCGGUCAUGCACCUCGCCUACACGCUUCUUCGAAUGCUCGAGAAGUACUCGAAGUCGAAGGCGUACAUGUACGUGAGGAAGAAGAAAGCCGGACGAGCGGCGGCGAAGAAGAAGCGGCAAAAGAAUAAGGCGGCUGACGAGAACGAGGGAGACGGUCUCGGCAUGGGCGAGGAGGAGGACGAGGAGCAGGAGGAAGUCGAGCAGUCAGCCGUCACCUUCGGCGAGCACGCAUUCCAGUUCGAGAAGUUUGAGCAGCGCUUCGCCGACGAAUCCGUCCUCUCGACCUGCAUGAUCUACCUCGAGUCGUACAAGACGUUCCGCACGCCUGAGCAGAUGAAGCGCAUCGUCGCGCUCAUGCAUCGGCAAGCCAUCAAGGCCAAGUCGGAGGGUCUCUUCUACAAGCCUACCGUCCUCGAGCUCUUCCGACGGAUCAUGGAAGACCGCGACAUUGCCGACGCUCGCGAAGGACCCAAUGCCGACCUGCGCAAGCUGAUCGAGUAUGUCCUCCGCAAGUUCUUCAAGGCGGUCCAGGAGCAUCCGUUCCUACUUCUCGAGUGCUUCUUCCCCAAGACGCGGACGCAACUCGGCAAGAUGCGCAUGGGCGAGGUCGACCCAUUUGCCGACAGCGACGACGACACGCUCAUGUACAAGGCGAAGAAGAUCGGCGAGGUCGAAGUCCAGCCCGGCUUCUCCCACACGCAGCAGAUCGGUAUCGCCAUCGCAUGUCUGCUCGAAGGCGGCGAGCAGCGGCUUGUCGACAUGGUCAAGAAGCAACUCGUCCUCGCCUCGGCAGCUCGUACGGAGAUCAUUCUCACGACCGAUGGCCCGCCUAACGACGACGUUGCUAUGCUCGGCGACGAGAACGAGACGGACGCUGCUCUUCGCGAAAAGGCUGCCCAGCUCAAGGGUCCCUCUGCCGAGGCUGUUGCGCUCUUCACGCCGCACAACGUCGAGUAUGGCGAAGACGCCGAAGUCAAGGAGGCCGCGACGGUCAACCCGCACGUUAAGCUGUUGAUGCGCUUGCUGAGCUGGGAGAGCAGCGAAGCUCCCGAGUCCGGCGAGCUCGUCUGGUCGAUUCCUGCGUCAAUCCUCCCUUCCAAGCUCGACAGCGACCUCAAGAUUAUCGAAGACUUCGUCCUCGACCCGGUCGAUCCGCAGAACGGCAAAUCGGCCGCCGAACUUCUUCGUAAACAGCGCAGGAAGCCUGUGCGCCGUAAGCGUAAGAUCGCCAGCGAGGACGAGAUGGAGCUCGGGUCGGAUGGCGAGCCCGUAGUCAAGGUCAAGCGGAAGCGGCAGAAGAAGCGCCAGGAGGAGGAGCAGGCCUACAAGAGUGCCCAAUUCAUCAACGACUCUGACGACGAGGACGAUCCCGACCGCGAUGCAGCUUUCUUCGCCGCCGAAGCAGCCUUACGUGCGAAGCUUGCGGCUGGUCAGGUGUCCGUUCACCUCGAGAACGGCAGCAAGAAGAGGAAGCAGCCGAAGGGCUCAGCUGCCGCGACCUCUUCUGUCCGCGCAACAUCACCCGCGUCUUCGCCUCCGCCCGCUGCGCCGAAGAAAGGGAAGGGCAAGACCGGCGGCCGCAGCAAGAAGGCCAAGAAGACCAAGUUCGACUCCGAGAUGGUCAGCGAUCUCGAGGACGACGAGGAACUCGUCGGCGGGCUGCGCAAGGAGGCGGACAAGCAGUGCAAUGGUGCCGACGAGGAGGAAAAGUCGGCAGGCCCGACUUCGCCUGCGUCGUCUUCGACCGUAGCAUCGCGCAAGCGAGCGCCCUCCGCCUCGUCCGCAACUUCGUCUCCACCUGCCGUCCCAACGGCUACUGCCGACAUUGCAGGCGAUGAAGACGACGAAGAAGCUGUCGGUGCGACGCAGUACAAGAAGAAGCGCCGAAUCGUGCUCGAUUCGGACGACGAGUAG
Messenger RNA from Rhodotorula toruloides NP11, 3648 nucleotides. Its product is annotated as replication fork protection complex subunit Tof1/Swi1. Bases 1 to 3648 code for a protein of 1215 amino acids. Gene Ontology annotation, molecular function: DNA binding. Gene Ontology annotation, cellular component: replication fork protection complex. The record is from RefSeq and is a predicted model, not a curated record. NCBI's taxonomy places the organism in Eukaryota, Fungi, Basidiomycota, Microbotryomycetes, Sporidiobolales, Sporidiobolaceae. Gene Ontology annotation, biological process: DNA replication checkpoint signaling; DNA repair; replication fork arrest. The transcript is spliced from 19 exons.